AUGUUAUUUAAAUUCGAUAUUCUUUUCCAUUUAGCAUUUACGAAAAGGAAUUCAUCAAUUCUGGCUUUCACCCUUAUUGCCUUUGUGGUUAUCAGCCAAAGCAAUGCACGGUUAAUCAAACAAGACUUUGCUGAUGACGAUUCUGAUGAAGACUUAUUUGAUCGAAAACGAGAUGUUCCCUUCCGAGAUGCAGGUGGUGGUGAUCUGAAUGGUAAUUAUCCAGGACGCGUUCUCACUGCUGCUGCUUGUGCUGCACUAUGCGAAUCAUUUCCCGCUUGUGAUCAUUGGACAUUUAACGCAGAAACCGGCAAAUGUUGGCUCAAGGGUAAACCAUCGCAAAUGCGAAACUAUGCUAAUGCGUAUACAGGCAGUUGUACCAAGACGAUAUAA
Molecule: messenger RNA, 390 nt
Organism: Adineta ricciae
Lineage: Eukaryota; Metazoa; Rotifera; Eurotatoria; Adinetida; Adinetidae
Source: the annotation of a GenBank genome assembly